CGGUAUUUCAGGGCGUGGCCGGGCGGAAGCGGCCGAGUAGCGCGGGCGCGGGAGUGGAGCAGAGCAGGGUUGCAGCCAUGGCCGGGGCUACCACGAUCGAGGCGGUGAAGCGUAAGAUCCAGGUGCUGCAGCAGCAGGCGGACGACGCCGAGGAGCGCGCGGACCGCCUGCAGCGCGAGGUGGAGGCCGAGCGCCACAACCGCGAGCAGGCUGAAGCAGAAGUGGCAUCCCUGAACCGACGUAUCCAGCUGGUUGAGGAGGAGUUGGACAGAGCCCAGGAGCGUCUUGCCACAGCGCUCCAGAAGCUAGAGGAGGCUGAGAAAGCUGCUGACGAGAGUGAGCGGGGCAUGAAGGUGAUUGAAAACAGAGCCCUAAAGGAUGAGGAAAAGAUGGAGCUGCAGGAGAUCCAGCUCAAGGAAGCCAAGCACAUUGCGGAGGAGGCUGACAGGAAGUAUGAAGAGGUUGCCCGGAAGCUGGUGAUCAUUGAAGGAGACCUGGAGCGCACUGAGGAGAGGGCUGAGCUUGCAGAGUCUCGUGUCCGGGAGGUGGAGGAGCAGAUCCGAAUGAUGGACCAGAACUUGAAGUGUCUGGCUGUGGCCGAAGAAAAGUACUCCCAAAAAGAGGACAAGUAUGAAGAGGAGAUCAAGAUCCUGACCGACAAACUCAAGGAGGCGGAGACCCGUGCCGAAUUUGCUGAGCGAUCAGUAGCCAAACUGGAGAAGACCAUUGAUGACUUGGAAGAUAAAUCUUGUGAUUCCAAACUCCACUUUGGAUUUGCCUCUCUGCUUGAUCACUUGUUCUGCAUCUGCAACCUUCACUCUCACGUGCUCAUCCUCCUGCUCACUGUGCCUUCCAGGGCCCUUGUCCAGUUAGACUGUAUGCAAGGCAGCCCAGGGAGUCAACACUGUAAAGAUGCUGUGAAACUUGACAGUGGCUGCAGCCCCUGGUGCACUGCACUUGUUCCUAAACAAAGCUUCCUGUGUAUGAUUGACAUGCCAGACACUGUGGUGCACACCAGGGCUGCCCUUACCGUGUGUCUGGGUGUGGGGCUGAGUGUCUGUUGUCAUCUGCCUAUUCUGUGUAGAGUCAUAAAGCUCCUUUUGUACUUCUCUCUUGCCUCUUGGUUUAGCGUGAAGUCGCCUUUUUAAGGGGGGAAAAAACUACCUACAUGUGUAAAUUCACGGUGAGUGAAACAGCUGCUCUCAAAACAGGUAUCUAGUGGCUGCUCUAUCCUAGAGCUCUGGUGUCUUGCCCCAGUGCAACUCCCUUGUCAGUGGAAUACAUCAAUGUUGCACCAAGCUCCGUGCGGCUGUCUGUGUUCUUGCCUCAAGUGUUCACGUGACAUUGCUAAAGAGCCCUCCUGGUGCAGCAAAAAUCCUGAGGCUGCAUUUGGUCAUGAUCACCCCGAUUAUUUGUUUGUUUGUUUAUUUAUUUAUUUAUUUAUUUUAAGCCCAUGCAGAUAGUGCUGGAACUGUUUUGUGCUAGUGUGCUGUGCAGAGGUUCUCAGUUCAUUAGCUUCCAUAUCCCAUCAAAGCAUUCAUAUUAAAUGCCUGCUGAAUUUUGGACAGGUAUUGGUAAGAGGUAAAGUUUCUGCACUGACCUGUGCCUGCUUGGAGGUGAGGCAUCUGCCUCUGCUUUCCAGAUGUGGGUGUGUCUGUACAAAAGGGAUGCUAUUGGCAUCAAAAUGCAGAGCUGGUCACGGGCACCCUUGGCUGCAGGUCUGUGGUGGGAUCUACUUGGUCCUUGGAGGUUGCAUGGUUGCACACAUGCUGCAGGCACAUCUCUAAGUGCCACAUCUUACUGCCAACCUGGAACUUUCUGGCAUCGUUUUCUGGCAUGGGGGCACCCUGCACCAUGUCGGGGCAUGGUGCAGAGCGAAAAGCCAUCCCUGCCAGAUCAGUCAGCCCUGCUGCUGGGCAUUCGUGGGGACUUGGAAAGGUGCAAGGUAUCCUAUGAAGGCACUCUCACUGUCAUAUAUCCUCCAUAGCAAAGCUGCUUGUUGGCUUCUGCCACAGCUAAGAAACUUGCCGCCUCCCCAGCAUGAGCGGCAUCACAUUGCAAUCUCAGGCCUGAUAUGGCCCCUGUUUUUAUCCUCUUAGUGCUGCUCCUAGACAUCCCAACUGGUCUGGGGAGGGGGGGUGGGCUGAGCCAGCACUUAGCGGGGUAAGACAUCCUGUCCUAGAUCUGAGGCUGUCCCCUGGGGCAGGGAGGCCUAGAAAGACCUGCUUAGGAGUGGAUUAACUCCAUCUAAAUCUGCAUGGAAUGGUGGGUAGAAGUGCUUCUGAAAUGACCUUGAAGAAGGGAGGUAUGGGCAGGACCUCCCUGCCCAGAGGUGGAUGGUUAGUGCCCAGGUGAGGCAAUGUCUGGUCUGGGGCUUAGUCACUCUGUAGCCUGAUGGGCUUCUUGCCUAGCAGUGGGCUGGGCUCCUGGCUGGGGGUGCCAUAAACACAGAUAAAAUCCCUUUGAAAUGCAAUCCUGAGCCUCCAGGCCAUCUGGCACCAUCCUUCCUUAGCCCUGGGGGAGGGGGAUCUUUUUGAAGCCAGCGGGCUCGAGAACAAAGCAGCAUAGUUGGAUACAGAGCCCCUUUCCUGGGAACUGGCUAGUUAGUGGGCUGGCGCCAGGCUCCUUUCCUGUAAGCUGUUGCGCUGACCUCUGUGCUGAUGGUCCCACAGUGCACUGUCAUAUUGAGAAGGUCUGUGCUGUCACUAAAUCCCCUGGUACAGGAGCUCUGCUUCCAGCUCUUCCUGCCUAAGCAGGGGCUGUGUUUGCCGUCUGCCUGGAGCCUUGCCUGUCUCUGCAGAUACGGACAGAGUCCCAGUGAGCAGUGGCCCCAAGGGAGGGUGAGAUCUGUGGGGAUCUGAGGCUGCAAUUCCAUGUUACUUCUGCUGUAGGUGCCACACCAGGGGCCCUGUCCCUCUCCUGCUUCUACAACUGCUACUUAACCUCAGGCUUAGACCAGUCACUGGGUGGUUUGUUCAGCAGCCUUCAAGCCCAGAGAAUGCAUACCUAAUGAGUGGAGCCCUUGCUGGAGCAAGCAACAGCUCCCCAAGGAUGGGGCAACAGCCCCAUAGACAUCUGGUCACACCUGCUGCUGACUUUGGGCCCCCUUUCCUUCCCCCUGGGUGGUGGCUGGUGUGCACUAGCUGCCUACUCCCCCUGACCCCAGAAUACUGCAGGUAGGCUGCAUGCCUUCUGUCCUGUUUGGCAGGGAAGCUGAGCCGGUAGAUGCCUGCCCCUCCAGUUUUGAGGUUGCUGGCCCAGUCCUAGCCGAUAGAACAGGCCUCUCUGCGUCAGGCAACAGCACGCUGCUGUACCAUCCCCAGGGCUGAAAUGUAAAUGCAGCAUGCCAAAGGCAGGUCCUGUUCUAGAGCAUCUGUCCCUGUCCUGCCAGCUGACCAUGUGGUUCUGGACUUAGCUCUGCUCUGCUACCUGGAGUGCCUGGCUGGUGUUGCUGGGUAGCAUGUGCUCCAUCAGGAGCAUGGGCAGGGCAUCCUUGCUAGGUGUCCUGACACAUCUGUCCCCAAGGGACUUCCACGGUGGCUCAUCGCUAAUACUGUUUGAAAGCAGGCAAGGCUUUGGGGCUCCCUUGUACUGCUGACCUGGUAGGAAGCUUGUGGGGGGCCAAAGUCUCACCCUGCAGGUGAUCCUUCUAGCUCUUGGGACCCAGCCUUACAAGCACUAGUUCCACAUAAAUGCUGCCCUAAAUGGCCCUGACAACUAGUCUACUUUCUUGCACUCUGCUUAUACAGAACACGGUGCCUCCAAGUGUCAUCUGGUGUUGGGGCAUAAGAAACGGGCUGGCAUGUAGGCUUCAUCCUCCAGCACUGUCCUCUGCCUUCCUGUAUCACUACAGAUGCACAGCAACACUUCUGUCUGUACUUGGCUCCUUCUCUGACCCAGUCUGCUUCCUGUUUGCAGGCUGAGGCAUCCAUGGCUUGGAAGUCAUAAAA
Messenger RNA from Alligator mississippiensis (American alligator), 3950 nucleotides. It is a transcript of the gene TPM3, whose product is annotated as tropomyosin 3. The transcript is spliced from 8 exons. Lineage: Eukaryota; Metazoa; Chordata; Crocodylia; Alligatoridae. Gene Ontology annotation, molecular function: actin filament binding. Bases 78 to 1148 code for a protein of 356 amino acids. The record is from RefSeq and is a predicted model, not a curated record. Gene Ontology annotation, cellular component: actin filament. Gene Ontology annotation, biological process: muscle contraction; actin filament organization.